Molecule: messenger RNA, 4920 nt
Organism: Monosiga brevicollis MX1
Lineage: Eukaryota; Choanoflagellata; Craspedida; Salpingoecidae
Exons: 23
Coding region: 1-4920 (1639 amino acids)
Biological process (GO): phosphatidylinositol phosphate biosynthetic process; intracellular signal transduction
Cellular component (GO): endosome membrane
Molecular function (GO): 1-phosphatidylinositol-3-phosphate 5-kinase activity; ATP binding
Source: RefSeq, a predicted model, not a curated record
AUGGAGGAGCAGUACGUUUCGCUAGGUGAUCCUCCGCCAGAGCCACCGGAAGAGGAAAACAGUUUUUCUCUGGCCAGCUUCUUGGGCUUUAGCCGCAGUACCAAGCGAGCAGCCCCAGCUGAGGCCGCAGCCGCCCCAGCCACAAGCAAGGAUGGCGUAGCCGCGGACAAGACGGGCCCAGCUCCUUUGGCCGCAGCCCCUGAACCCAUCAUCCUGCCGCCCGCUCAGUCCCAGCAGCAGCAAAUCACCUCGACAGACCGCACCACGACACAACCUGCCAGCACCCCCAUAUCCAGCACUCUUGAAGGCAGCUUAGCUGCCAGUACUGGCUCGGGCUCAACCCAAGGCCCAGCUCCUGGAUCGGUCCCCGGCUCCGCGUCCAUCCCUGUGGAUGCACGGCGUGCCAGUUUUACGGCUGGUGCUCAAGCGUCAAGCAAUGUCCUUGCCUCUGCACCGGGUCCCGCAGCCCCGCCAGCCCCGGGCGACUACUCGUCCUUCUCUGCCCACGAUCGCGUUUCCAUUCUCAACCGAUUCACAAGCCUAGUCAAGACGGACACCGAACAGGCAUUUCGCCAACACUGGAUGCCUGAUGAAAGUGCUCCAGAGUGUUAUGAAUGUGGCGGCACCUUUAAUCUGCAUGCACCCUUGGAGGAUGCUCGACGUUUUCUGCAACAAGUUGCUGCUGAACGCACCCUGGACAUUCGACUGCAUCGUGAACAACUGGUUCGCUACGCCAACACCUUCGUCGCCAGCGAACUGAUCAACCUCAUGAUCACCAUGCGUUUUGCUCAAAAGCGCGAGCAGGCCAUAGAAAUUGCACAGGGUUUGCUGGAGGCUGGGUUCAUCACUAUGGCACGCGAAGAUGGUCCCACAACAUUUCAAGAUGACUAUGUGCUCAUGCGCGUAGCUCCCAAGACUUUUGCCGACCAGGACCCGUCCACUCCACAGACUAUUUCGAGUGCGGACGAUGAGACCGAUGAUGCACCCUCCUGGUUUCGGCAGAUCGAGACGCAACCCUUCAUCCCAGAUGCUGAAAUUUUGGAGGAAUCGAAAGAUGAAUUUGAUGAGGACGGCGAUGAUUUGAAUGCGUCGUUUUCCCCUGGCUCUCUUCCCCCCUUGGAACCGCGGAGCAGCUCCAUGACCAAAUCACAAUACCUGAGCACUCCGAAGGCGCAUCGGAACAGUAUCUCGCGUGGUUCACCCACACCCUUUCGCCGGCGCACAAACCAGUCCUCCAUCGGCGUGGUUGAACCUCCCAACAUUGAUGUUAUUCCAGGCUCGCCUCCUAGUGACACAGAGCUUUUACAAUGGCAUGAGCUGGGCGCAGAAUGGCACGAUGUCCUGCUUCCUCUGGCCAUGCGGGCGGCGGCCAGCGUUCGUCCUCAGGUACAAAAUGGCGACGACUUGGAUGUGCGCUCGUAUGUCAAGGUUCGCUGCCUGACUGGCGGUGAGCCUCGACACAGCCAUUACUACUCGGGAGUCAUUUUCACAAAACAUGUGGCUCACAAGAGAAUGCGCACCAACAUCCACGACCCAACCAUCUUGAUCCUGCGCUUUCCUCUGGAGUUCACGCCGCGUGGUGAAUCCAAGUACGCUUCCCUUGAGACCGUCUUGCGCCAGGAGCACGAGUUUCUCAAGAACGCUGUACAGCGCAUCCGCAACAUGAGACCGCAAGUUGUGGUUGCUCAAAAGGCCGUGGCUCGUAUUGCCCUCGACCUGCUGGAGCAAGCCGGCAUCACCCUGCUCAUCAACGUCAAGCCCUCGGCAGUGCGCUACCUGGCGCGUUGCACCCAGGCCACUAUUCUGAAUAGCAUCGAGGAGCUCAACGUUGCCCGUCAACUGGGACGCUGCUCCCACUUCUCCAUCGAAUACUUUCGUGCUGCUGAUGACGAGCGCAAAACACUGGCCGUGUUUGAUGGCUGCCCUGCCGAACUUGGCUGCACCAUCAUCUUGCGCGGACUCGACGACAUUAAGCGCCUCACCACCGUUAAGGGCAUUCUCAAGUUUCUAUGCUACGCUGCCUAUCACCUUGAAUUGGAGAAACGCUUGUUGGCAGACCAAUUUGUGGGCUUUGCAUCGCCUGAUGCCGUCCAUGCCAUUAUUGAACGUCAGAUCGCUGCCACCGUCUCCAUCAAGCCCGCGCGCCUGCUGCGCUUGAGCGUGGACCAAAAUCAGCAGUCUUGUCUUGAACCACAAUUGGUGACGCUCAAAUACUACAGUUCAAACGACCUGACUCUGGGUUACUACGUCGAUCAAAUGUGCCUCAACCCCAAUUACGUGUGCCCCAAUGACCAGUGUGGGCUUCCAGUGGAGCGUCAUGUCCGCACAUUUGUCCACGGUGAUGCGCAGAUUGAAGUUGGGACGGAGCGACUCAAGACACCCAUUCCCGACCCGACUGGCGGGGAUAAUCCGUUACUCAUGUGGUCUUGGUGUGAAGAGUGCUCCAUGCAAACUCCGCCUGUACUCGUAUCUUCCGAGACGUGGCACAUGUCGCUGGGCAAAUAUCUUGAGCUAACAUUUUUAGCGGAUGCUUAUCGCGUCAUGGAAGGUCUCUGUCCCCAUUGCUUCUACAAAUGCCACCUCCGCUAUUUUGGCAAGGGAAACCUGAUUGCAUAUUUUGAUCGCAAGCCAAUCGUGCCAUUGGAAGUCGCGUUUGCCCCAAAAGCUUUGGUUAUUCCCAAACUUGGCUCCUUUGUUGCUGAUUGGGAAGAUCAGAUUCAAAAGUUUGAUGCUGCCAUCGACAAUCUCAAAGCCAAUGCGGGCAAACGGUUGGGCAUGGUGGAAAAAGUGCAUGCAGAUCAUCAGGCCCAGCUGCAAGCCCGGCUGCCUCGCUUGCAGGGCGUCAUUAAUGACGAACUAGCUGCGUUGACGAAAGAACUCGAAGCGUUUGAAAGCAGCGUGCACGAAUGGAAAGCCCUGCAGACCCCGCAAGCUGAAGCAACUGCCACUGUUACACCAGAAACGGCGGCAACUCAGGAGGAUGACACCCCACAGGCAGAGGAGGGACCGCCCAUCAAGCCUGUCGGACCUGACCUAUCGUCAUCCAUUUUGGAAGCCGACCCUACGGAUCCUGCCUUUUCAACAGCCUUGCUGAAGGGCCCAAUCUCCUCCAAAGCGACCCAGCUUAUACCAUAUGAUGCCACUGCCCAGCUGGAGCGCACGUCGUUUCAGGUUUCACGUGCCACCGUCAAUGCCACUGACCGUCUCAAUGCCGCCUUCAAGGAUAUGUUGCUGUCCUUGACGAGGCCCAAGAAUAAGAAGGAUGCAGCUGCCCUCCCUUCGCCGUCGCCAUCGCCUCGAACGUUGGCAAGUGCCUCUUCUUCGGCAGGGCUCAACUUGCCCGACUCUGCUGCGCUUCAGUCGGCAAAUGCUUCCACUUUGACUUCACCAGCUGUGACCCGCCACGAAAGCGGCACUGGUAGCCCGACAAGUCGUGAGGAUGCCGAAGACGAUCCACCUCAAUUGCUUGAUACCCAAGCCAAGGACAGUAGCUACUUGAAAAAGAUUGCACACCUCUUCCCUUCCAACGGACCUAUCCGUGACAUUCCGGUUCCGCUGCCCAAUACAGAGCAUCCCAUGCACCCAACCUCCAAAAACUUUGGCGUGACGGUAUACGAGGACGAGCCCAGCAGCUUGAUUGCCUUUACGCUCAGCUCCGAGCCAUAUCUACAGUUUGUUCGCGAAAGGGAUCACCGCGUGCAAGAAGAAGACCACAUUGCUUCGGCGGCUCGAACAGCCAGCGCCAACUAUCUCGCGGCACCCGCCAUUGAAACGGCCGAGGCAGCAUCUUAUCCCGCCCACGUCGCGCCGUCCAAGCCUCCAACCAACAGCGCCGCCCGCCCGUCGGCCCAGACAACUCAGGAAGCAAUUCGCACUGAGCAACCUCACUAUUGCCACAAUUUUUCCGAUCAGGCCACUGACUUUUACUGCGAGGUUUGGUAUGCCCGCGAGUUUCGCGACAUGCGGCGCAUGGUCAUCAAGGAUGAUCGCAGUGACGACGAGAUUGAGCGCGAAUUCAUCCACUCCCUUUCACGCUGUAUCAAGUGGGAUGCGCGCGGGGGGCGCUCAGGAGCCGACUUUUGCAAGAUGACGGACGAUCGAUUUAUUCUCAAACAGCUGUCGCCUUCAGAAGCACGCUCCGUGGAACAGUUUCUGCCCCACUACUUUCAAUACAUGCGUGAUGCUUACAUGCACAAUAAGCCGUCUUUGCUUGCCAAGAUUGUGGGCGUGUAUCGCAUUGGCUAUCAGAACUCUGCCCGAUCUACACGCAAGACCAUGAAACAAACAGUGUUUAUCAUGGACAACCUGUUCUUUGACCGUCAAAUUGCCCACAUUUAUGAUCUGAAGGGCUCCAUGCGCAACCGACACGCGGGAGCCAGCGACUACGUGAUGUUGGACGAAAAUCUGGUGGAGAAAAUUGCACAGUCCCCUUUGUACAUUCGCCCCCACAGCAAGGCGGUGCUUGGAAAAGCGAUUGAAAAUGAUGCGCGGUUUCUAUCCAACCUCAAUAUCAUGGACUAUUCUCUCCUCGUCGGCGUUGAUGAACAGCGUCAGGAGCUGGUGGUUGGUAUCAUUGACUACAUUCGCACGUUCACAUUGGAUAAACGCUUGGAGAUGUGGAUCAAGUCGAGUGGCCUGCUCGGUGGCACAGGCAACAUGCCUACCGUUAUUUCGCCGCGCAACUAUCGACGCCGCUUCAUCGAGGCUAUGCAUCGCUACUUUUUGCUGGUGCCUGACUCUUGGACAGCGAGCUCAGUUUUGAGCUUUACGCGGCUCAACCCCGAUACCGCUAUUGACGCUAAGGAGCAAGGCACCCCACGCAGACCAGAUCGGCGUUCUAUGCAACCUCUGUUAUCGCCUGUUUUUGCGCCGUCGCAUGCGGACGCUGCUCCACGCACUGAUCCCAACAUUAGCAUCUGA